AUGCCACUAAUGUGGAUGAGUGAUUUAGUGGCCAAACGUCGACAACAAAAUAUUGAUAAUAUUAUUAUUCUUAAUGAUGGUACAAAUGAUAUAAGUAUCUAUAUAGGUAAUAAUAAUAAUUUCUAUUCAUUUUAUCGAAGAUAUCCUACUGGUUAUGAUUCUCUUCCAUGUUUUAUUAAUUUUAUUGAUAUUAAUAAUGAUCAACAAUUAGAUAUACUUGUUGCAAAUAAUGGUACAGGAAGUAUUGGAAUAUUUCUUGGAAAUAAAAAUGGUUUAUUUUCUGAACAAAUAAUUUAUUCAAUGGGAAUUAAAUCUUAUCCUUAUGCAAUUGGUAUUGGUGAUUUUAAUCAUAAUAAUAAAACAGAUUUUGUUGUAACUAAAUAUGGAAUAAAUGAAAUUGAAAUCUUUCUCGAUUUUAAUAAUGAUCUAUUAACUGAUAUUGCUGUUGCAAUGACUGGUACUAAUAAUAUUAAAAUUCUUUCAAAAUCUUGUUCAUAA
This is a messenger RNA of Adineta steineri, 498 nucleotides long. The record is from the annotation of a GenBank genome assembly. Lineage: Eukaryota; Metazoa; Rotifera; Eurotatoria; Adinetida; Adinetidae.